Dovyalis caffra is the source of this 417-nucleotide messenger RNA. Lineage: Eukaryota; Viridiplantae; Streptophyta; Magnoliopsida; Malpighiales; Salicaceae. The record is from the annotation of a GenBank genome assembly.
AUGCAAAGUGCUAAUGGCAAGGGCGACUCAUCGGAUUGUUCUUCUUGUGAAGAUGGCUCCGAUUCUGAAUGUGACUCUGAUCGUAACUAUGAUGAAAAAGUAUCUAAAACUCAGAAUGUUAAAAAAGAAGGGGAGGCUAAGCCCAAGUUGCUUCUUGGUGCUCCUCCAGUUUUCAGGCCUAACAAUAUGCGCGCUCUUGGUAAUGUGUUUUCUCUGGGAAUGUCUGCUAGGCCUUACGGAGCCUCAAGGCCGCCGUAUCCACAGUAUUGGGAGCGGCCCGAUAUGGAAGCCAAUACCAUGGACCAACUGUGUAGGGAAAUCCAGCAAUGUUACCAUAUCCUCAUCGUAUUCAGCCAAUGUAUCCACCACCACUUCAGCCAUUUGGUUUUUUCAAUCAAGGCCUCCACCACAGUAUAG